AUGACCAUCCGAUUCACUCUCGAUGGAACUGUGUUGGAAGGCGAGCACACAUUUGGAGAGGAUGUCGCCGAGCACUUGAGCAAAGUCGUCAAUGCAUUACAUCGAUCGAAGCGCUGUGUCGUUGUUACUGGCGCGGGAAUUUCCGUUUCGGGCGGCAUUCCGGACUUUCGGUCAGCCAAUGGACUUUACAACCUAGUGAAAGAUAGAUAUCCAAGCGCCGUCCUUAAAGGCAAAGACCUAUUCGAUGCGUCCUUAUUUCGCGACCCGAUUACAACCUCGGUCUUCUAUACAUUCAUGGCCGAACUCAAGCAAGUGGUUUCCAAGGCAUGCCCGACACGCACCCACGAGUUCGUCAAGUCGCUGGACAAGGACAACAAGCUCCUUCGAUGCUACACGCAGAAUAUCGACUGUCUAGAGGAACGUCUGGAGAUGUGCUGCGACAUGACCAAGAAGCAGGACUUGAGGAUCGUGCAGCUGCAUGGUGAUCUCAACAACGUCAUUUGCAAUAUGUGCAGGACAUUAUACCCGUUCGAUGACGUCAAGCGGGACAGCUUUAGGGAAGGGACGCCGCCUUCCUGCGAGAAUUGCGAGAAUUUGCAAGUAGUGAGAGAGCUGGCUGGGAAGCGAGCUGUUGCGGUCGGGACCUUGCGUCCCAAUGUUGUGCUCUAUAAUGAGCAUCAUACCCAAGGCGACCAAAUCGCCGAAGUCGCCGCCUUCGAUGUGAAGAAGCGGCCGGACAUGUUGAUUGUCAUGGGAACAUCCCUCAAAGUCGUCGGAAUCAAACGGCUAGUCAAGGAGCUAGGGAAGUCCGUUCACAGCGCCGCCAAACCGGGCACCGUCCUCUUCAUCAACAACGCAGACGUAGGAUCGCAUAGCGAGUGGGACAGCGUGUUUGAUUACCAUAUUUUGGGCAAGACGGACGAUGUUGUGGAACGGUUGGAGGAC
Molecule: messenger RNA, 945 nt
Organism: Fimicolochytrium jonesii
Lineage: Eukaryota; Fungi; Chytridiomycota; Chytridiomycetes; Spizellomycetales; Powellomycetaceae
Product: DHS-like NAD/FAD-binding domain-containing protein
Exons: 3
Molecular function (GO): NAD+ binding
Source: RefSeq, a predicted model, not a curated record